AUGCCUGAAGGAGGAUGUUUCUGCAACAAGAUCCGGUUGAGCUACACCGGCGAACUCAAUGCUCAUGCUCUAUGCCACUGUUUAGACUGUAGAAAGAUUGGAGGUUCCUCUUAUUCCAACAACUUGAUCGUCCCCGAACAGAACUUUAAGCUUCACUCUGGUAUAUCCUUCUUCUUCUCUAUUAUGCUCUGCAAGCCCAAGGAGAUAUCCAAGACAGCCGAUAGUGGAAAGACUAUUGUAUCCCACUUUUGUCCGGAUUGCGGUACCACACUCUUUCGUACCGGUGAAUCUUUUCCCGGUGCAGUCAUCAUCAAGGCGGGUGUUUUGGACGAUCCAAAUUUCCCGAGCCAGAAUGUGCCCAAGGCUGAGCUCUUUGCUCCAGAGCGUAUAGCCUGGAUCCCAGCUAUUGAGGGAGCUGCUCAGUUGCCUGGUAUGCCACCUGCGUAA
Molecule: messenger RNA, 447 nt
Organism: Mollisia scopiformis
Lineage: Eukaryota; Fungi; Ascomycota; Leotiomycetes; Helotiales; Mollisiaceae
Exons: 3
Coding region: 1-447 (148 amino acids)
Molecular function (GO): carbon-sulfur lyase activity
Source: RefSeq, a predicted model, not a curated record